AUAUUGCUUGAUGCACUUCUACAAGAGAUAAAAAAUGAGUUCUGAGGAGGUGAUUUAUUGCAUUUGCCGGAGCUCUGACGUUUCUAGGUUCAUGAUAGGAUGUGAUCACUGUGAGGAGUGGUAUCACGGAGACUGUAUAAAUGUUACUGCUCAGGAGUCUAAAUAUAUCAAGAAAUUCUUCUGCAAGGAAUGUCGGAAGAAGAAUCCCAAACUUGAAGUUGUUUUUAAAUCCAAAUAUACUGAGAAGCUGAAAGAACUAAAUCAGACCACUAAGAAGGAAAGAAGAGAAGAUCACAGUGAAAAGGAAAAGAAGUCGAAAGAGAAAAAGAAGAACUGGGAUAAGGAAAGAGAAAGAGAGCGGAGCAAAGAAAGGCACAAACACAAAGAGAAAAAGAAUAAGAAGGAUAGAGAUGAAAGAAAAGAUGAAAAGAAACAUAAACACAAAAGUAAACAUGAGGAUAAGGAUAGGGAUGAAAGGAAGGAGAAGGAGGAGAAGAAGGAGAAAAAAUCUAAACCAGUUAUAUCUGACAGUGAUGAGGAUGCAGACAAAGGCAAUGAUAAAAACAAGGAGAAAGAAAAAGAAAAACUAGAAGAAGCAGAAAAAGAAAAAGCUAGACGGAAAGAGAAAGAACUCCAAAAGGAAAGACAGAAACUGCGCGAAGAAAAAAGGAAAGAAAAAGAGGAAGAAGAAGCAGAAAGGAAAAGAAAAGAAGCCAAAGAGAAGGAAAAGAAAGAAAAAUCUCAGUCAACCGAAAACAAAGCAAAACAUGAACCAGAAAAGACGAAAAGUGCACCGUCAAAAGAGCUAGUCAGUUUAUCUCAGUCCUCCAGCGAGGAUGAUUGGAAGCCAGCAGCUGUUCAGCCUCCUCCUAGUCUCAAGCGUAAACCUCUUAAAGAACAAGGAUCAAAUAAACGGAAGCGUGCUUGGAGGCCGGAUUACGGUUCCUCUGAAGAUGAAGAGGUUCAUGACCUUGCUCCUCGUCAAUGCUAUGGGAUGGACUGUAUAAACUGUGCCAGGGUUGGGAGCAAAUACUGCUCAGAUCAAUGCGGACUCACUGUGGCAUCUCUUAGAAUAUACCAAACUCUUCCUGAGCGUAUCCGAGAGUGGAAUAUGACCAGCUGUAAAGCAGAGAGUAAAAAUGGUAAGGAGUUAGAGAGUAUACGGCAGGAGAUCCUAGUUGCUAAGCAGAGGCUGGAGGAGCUCGACAGAGACGCGGAGAAGCUGGAAACCACUAUCACAAAAGGUAAAAGCAUGACCUUGAUCGAGCACAAUGCUGAGGAUUCGUCAGACGAGGAUGAAGAGGUUCGAGGCAGCGGAGGAGCAAUCAACUGUAUCAGUUGCGGCAAAGAUAUCCCCGCGAGGAUCGCUAUUCGUCACAUGGAAUCCUGCUUUAACAAGAUUGAGUCUCAGACAUCAUUUGGAUCAAUGUAUAAAACAAAGAUCGAAGGAUAUCAGAUGUUUUGUGACUUCUUCAAUCCACAAACUGGAACGUACUGUAAGCGUCUGCGCGUGAUUUGCCCUGAGCAUACCAAGGAUCUUAAGAUGUCGGAUUCAGAGGUUUGCGGCUAUCCUCUUACUAAACACGUGUUCCAGAGUUCGGGUGAAUACUGCCGGUUAUCCCGUAAAGCGUGUAACGAGCACUACUGCUGGGAGAAGCUUAAGCGCGCCGAGCUCGACAUGGACAGGGUUAGACAGUGGUUAAAACUUGACGAACUUCUAGAGAAAGAGAGACAGGAGAAGGAAGCAAUGUCUAGAAGAGCUGGAGUAUUAAACCUUCUCCUCCACUCAACCUUUAACCAUGAGAUGGCUAAAAUUCUUCAGAAGAAGAAUAGUCGGACCAAUCUUCCUCAAGCUAAACCUCAGAAACGUGUUUAGAAGAUCAUUCGUCCUUUAUCAUUGAUUUUUCUACUACUCUAUAUUCUUAAUUUCAGUAUUCUAAGCUUUUCAUCAUUGUGUCUUCUUCUUGAUCAGUUUCCUCUUUCUUUUUCUUCUUUUUCCAUUUUUCUCAACUUUGAACUUUGAUUGAUGAUUUUCUUUUUAAUAAUUCUUUCUUCCUAUCUUUAUGCAAUACUCUACGUAUACUAGAAUGUACCUGCGACGUACCUCCCCUGCUAGCUGUGAUAACAUGUUAAAUAAACUUUCAGA
Molecule: messenger RNA, 2146 nt
Organism: Eurytemora carolleeae
Lineage: Eukaryota; Metazoa; Arthropoda; Copepoda; Calanoida; Temoridae
Product: CXXC-type zinc finger protein 1
Exons: 17
Coding region: 35-1876 (613 amino acids)
Biological process (GO): positive regulation of DNA-templated transcription
Cellular component (GO): Set1C/COMPASS complex
Source: RefSeq, a predicted model, not a curated record